This is a messenger RNA of Aedes albopictus (Asian tiger mosquito), 1589 nucleotides long. It is a transcript of the gene Cdk9, whose product is annotated as cyclin-dependent kinase 9. Lineage: Eukaryota; Metazoa; Arthropoda; Insecta; Diptera; Culicidae. The record is from RefSeq and is a predicted model, not a curated record. The transcript has 2 exons. Gene Ontology annotation, molecular function: ATP binding; RNA polymerase II CTD heptapeptide repeat kinase activity; cyclin binding. Gene Ontology annotation, cellular component: cyclin/CDK positive transcription elongation factor complex; nucleus. Gene Ontology annotation, biological process: protein phosphorylation; positive regulation of transcription elongation by RNA polymerase II. Bases 185 to 1387 code for a protein of 400 amino acids.
GACAGCUCGAGCGACACUUUCGUCAUCUGAAGUAAGAAACAAAAGCAAAAAAAAGUGUUUUUCCCGACGCGCGACGCACCGUUUUCCAAGUUUUUCUCUGGUAUUCUGAAGUGCUGUGAUUUCGUGAUUUCUUGCUCUCCCCGUUCAAUAAGUGUAACGUGCCUUAAGCGCCACCGCCAGCGCCAUGAGCUCCUCCGGCCGCGACGGACAUUCUUCCGGGAUGCAGAUGUCCACCUCGAGCACGGUGCUCAGCAUGGCGGAGAAGCAAAAGUACAUCGAGGAUUACGACUUUCCCUACUGCGACGAGUCCAGCAAGUACGAGAAGGUCGCCAAGAUCGGGCAAGGUACUUUCGGCGAGGUGUUCAAGGCACGUGAGAAGAAAUCCAACAAAAAGUUCGUCGCCAUGAAGAAGGUCCUGAUGGACAACGAGAAGGAGGGCUUCCCGAUUACGGCCCUGCGGGAGAUCCGGAUCCUGCAGCUGCUGAAGCACGAAAAUGUGGUGAAUCUGAUCGAGAUUUGCCGAACCAAGGCAACGGCCAACAAUCGGUACCGGUCCACGUUUUAUCUGGUGUUCGACUUCUGCGAGCACGAUCUGGCCGGGCUGCUGUCGAACAUGAACGUGAAGUUCAGCUUGGGCGAGAUCAAGAAGGUCAUGCAGCAGCUGCUGAAUGGGUUGUACUACAUCCACAGCAACAAGAUCCUGCAUCGGGACAUGAAGGCGGCCAACGUUCUGAUCACGAAGAAUGGCGUUCUGAAACUGGCCGAUUUUGGAUUGGCUCGGGCGUUUAGCAUUACCAAAAACGGACAGGCCAAUCGGUACACGAACCGGGUGGUUACUCUGUGGUAUCGUCCCCCGGAACUGCUGCUCGGCGACCGCAACUACGGACCCCCGGUGGACAUGUGGGGCGCAGGGUGCAUCAUGGCCGAAAUGUGGACACGAUCACCUAUCAUGCAAGGUGCCACGGAACAGCAGCAGCUGAUCUUCAUCUCGCAGCUGUGCGGAUCUUUCACUCCGGACGUCUGGCCCGGAGUCGAGAGCUUGGAACUGUACCAGAAAAUGGAACUCCCCAUGGGCCACAAGCGCAAAGUGCGCGAUCGCCUUCGGCCGUACGUGAAAGACCCCAACGGAGUGGACCUGCUGGACAAAUUGCUCAUUCUGGAUCCAAAGGAGCGCAUCGAUGCCGACUCCGCCCUGAACCAUGACUUCUUCUGGACGGAUCCGAUGCCAAGCGAUCUGAGCAAGAUGUUAUCGCAGCACACGCAGAGUAUGUUCGAGUACCUGACGCCGCCGAGGCGCGCCUGCCAGAUGCGCCAGUACCAGCAGCAGAUGGUCAACACGAUGCAGCAGCGCCCGCAGGACAACAGCUACCAGGAUCGGGUGUACUAGAGUGGGACCGAUGUCUGGAAUCGGAUAUGGAGGGUUUGAUGUGGGAAGUUCAACUAGAUAUAUUACUUAUACCGUUAGAAAUGGCUAGAAUUAAUGAACUUUAUAGCUAUAAUCAUUUAUAUUUUUUUGAAGAAUACAAUGUUUAUCUUAUAAUGAUAUGCGCAAAGACUUAUCACUAUCUCAAUAAAAGUUUGAAAAGUGA